Molecule: messenger RNA, 1721 nt
Organism: Megalops cyprinoides (Indo-Pacific tarpon)
Lineage: Eukaryota; Metazoa; Chordata; Actinopteri; Elopiformes; Megalopidae
Gene: brox
Product: BRO1 domain and CAAX motif containing
Exons: 13
Coding region: 130-1365 (411 amino acids)
Source: RefSeq, a predicted model, not a curated record
CCAUGAUGUAGACGCAUCCAUACAGGAAGAGGAUUUUUUUCCAUUGUUAUUAUUUCCUGAACUGAGCGUCUUGAAGUGAAAUCUAAGGUACGUGCUAACACAAGUUACAAGCCGUAUUUGCUCCCCGCCAUGGCGCACUGGUUUCAUCGAAACCCAUUGAAAGCCACAGCGCCCGUCUCUUUCAACUUCUAUGGGGUGGCGGCGAGUCCAGCCGCAAAUAAAAUCUGCAAUGACUUAAGGAUGACUCGGGCAAGGCUUUUGGAGAUGUUCACUGAUGUCACUUGCAAUCCUGAGAUCAUGAAAAAUGCAACAGAUGCUUACUUUUCUCUUUUGCAAGGAUUCAUUGCAUCCCUGGAUGGUACAACACAAGAAAACAAGAUGCGUUUUUUCCAGAACUUCAAAUGGACAGACACUUUACAAGGAAACACACCAAGUGCCCAACAAGAUGCUAUAUUUGAGCUGGUCUCCAUGGCGUUUAAUGUUGCACUUUGGUACACCAAGUUUGCCUCCAGACUCGCAGGGAAAGAAAACGUAACAGAGGCUGAAGCAAAAGAGGUCCACAGAAGCCUGAAAAUUGCAGCUGGGAUAUUCAGACAUCUCAAGGAGGCCCACAUUCCUCGUCUCAUCACUCCAGCUGAGAAGGGCAGAGAUCUGGAGGCCCGAGUCAUCGAUACCUACAUAGUUCAGUCACAGGCCGAGGCGCAGGAAGUGACCAUUGCCAGAGCCAUUGAAUUGAAACACAAUGCCAGUCUGAUCGCAGCCCUUGCAUUUGAGACUGCAAACUUCUAUCAGAAGGCUGAUCACACCCUCAACACUCUGGAGCCCGACUACAGCAGCAAGUGGAGAAAGUACCUGCAGCUUAAACAGCACUUCUACAUGGCCUAUGCCUACUGCUAUCAUGGACAGACUCUCCUUGCAAAUGACAAGUGUGGAGAAGCAAUCCGAUCACUGCAAGAGGCUGAAAAGUGCUACUCUAAAGCCGAGGCUUUGUGCAAAGAGUACCGUCAGACCAAAGGCCCUGGCACCACAGCCAAGCCCUCUGAGCAGCUCUUCUUCCUGAAGCUGGGGGGCUUGAUCAAAAACACGCUGGAGAAGUGUCAGAGAGAGAACGGCUUCAUAUACUUUCAUAAGAUCCCAGCAGAUGCUCCCCAGCUGGAGCUGAAGGCCAGCUACGGGCUCGCAGAGCCUGUGUCCUUUGAGUUUCCUCCUGUCAGUGAACAGUGCACCCCUGAAGUGUAUGCCACCUUCGACCUCACCAAGGGGCCCAAGGACGACAAGGCAAAACCCAAACAGGAGGAAGAAGUGAAGCCAGUGAAGGAACCAGAUCUGAAGCCCCAGAAAGACACAGGCUGCAUUAUAUCCUAAAAACGAGAAUAAGGGUUCAGUUAUAAUACUGAUUUGAAGCAUAGGGGGAUAUUUCACAUUGAUGUGAUACAGGAUUUUUUUUUUCUUUAUACAAGCCUGGUUUGGUCUUAUUUGAUAAAAAUGUAAGAGUGGAUUCAAGAAACAUCAAACAUGUCCACUCAUGGUUCAGACAACAGCUCUGACACUCGAGUAACAUUUUGCUGUUUUAUUGUUGUGACCAACACACUACAGGUCAUGGAGGCUAUCGUUGAUUAUAGAGCUGGGUCAAAAUUAACAGUUGAUUAGAUGAUUUUGUAAAUCAACAAGGAAUAAAGCAAAAAUAAAAUUAAUUAUUUAACUGUGUACUAAAUAUUUCA